Molecule: messenger RNA, 2266 nt
Organism: Guillardia theta CCMP2712
Lineage: Eukaryota; Cryptophyceae; Pyrenomonadales; Geminigeraceae
Exons: 17
Molecular function (GO): protein binding
Source: RefSeq, a predicted model, not a curated record
AUGCAUGGCGCGUUUGUGCUACCAAGGUCGGAUUCUCAAAGCACCAUUCAGAGUGCAGCGACUGGGAGAUCCGACUCUCAAGCCUCUUCUCGUGAUGACUCGUCUCUCCUCACCAAGCAGCUGCAGUCCACGCUCUUCUCUCAGCGGGAGGAUCGGCCAGGAGAGAAGCAAAGGAAGAGGUCGAAGCUCCAGAGCUUGAGCGAGGACGAGCUGCUCGAAUCUCUCGUCGCCUUUGCCGAGGACUUUGGCGUAACUCCCUCGCUGUACUCGAGCAGCCUGCUGGAGGAAGCUAUAACGGAGCUGGUAGAAGAGACGCAUGAGACGAGGAAGCGUCGAGCGCAUAAGCCGGACAGCGGGGAGAUCUGGAGGCUUUUCAUGGACUUCAUCAUGUUGUGUGCGAGGAGGGUGACAGGCAUGAAGCCAUACAACAACAUGUUCAACGGCUACUCCCAUCAUGAUAAGGUCGCGCUGCUGUCUGUCCGAUCCUUCAUCCAGUUUCUCAUGAUGGACGACAUGGAGUUCGUUGAGUCGGUGCUGGAAAACGAUUCAAGCCCGUCGAUGAGCUUGUUUUCAUCCAGUCAGCAAGCAGAGAAAGAGUCGUCCAAGAACAAGAAGUACGAUAACGUCGAUCAAGCUCGCCAAGCUCUGUCCAAGAGCUGGUCCCACCUCUACUUCCUGUUCAAGUUCUUCUGCUUCCAGGAGGACAGGGAGCUUCCAGACGCACACAAGUUCACCAGCAUGAUCGGAGCCAAUCCCAACGAGCAGAGCAAGGACGAGGACGGCAACCGGGAGCAAGAACGCAAAGAGGUCACCAACAAACUUCAGCGAGUGCCGUUGUUGAGGUUGGAACGUUCAAACAGUCAGCGAAGAGCCUUGGAGGAAGGCGACGGUGGAGGCAGUGAGGAGACAGGUUACAAGGAAGAAAGAAGGAUGAAGAACCUACCCUGCGGGCCCCAAGUGCUCGACAUGCUGUACAAGAUCCGUCCUCAGUCUCUGUACGAGCAUGAAGCUAAGAAGUCGGGGGCGAGAACGUUCAUCACAGAGAACCGACCGAAGGUCAAGAAAGAUCUCGCAAAGAAGGUGAAGGCAAUCAUGUGGGCGAAGCGAAUCUCCUCCGCGAGAGCGCCCCAGGACAUGAGGAUGAAGACGAGGCUGGGGAGGCAGGAGGAAGUGCUGACCCGAGUAGCGUCCGAUGACUUGGCGCUUCAGAACAAGGUCACGGAGUCAUGGGAGCAGAUCAGCAGAGUCUCUCAAGACUUCGAGGCCGCAGCUCGCAAGAUCCAGAAGCUGUGCAGGUCAUGGCUGACGAGGAAGAUAAUCAGCGAAGGAAAAUUCCUGCGAGACGGUUUAAAGGCCUGGUUGUCAUCUAAUACGAAGAGCGACAAGAAGGAUGAGGUCAGGAUGCGGCUGGCAGAGCUGAUCAAGUUCUGUCGGAUCUUUCAGCUCUGUCCAGCUCUGAUCAGCGAGUCUCGACUCGUCGACAUCGCGAGGGCAGCGUCACAGACGAGCUUCAGCGCAGACAAACCGGCGGUGGUAUGGAUCAACUGGAGUUGCUUUCAGAGCAUCAUCUACGAGGUCGCAAUGUUCCGAGAGCGACAGAAGAAGGCCAAGGAUCAGAGUAUCCUCAAGGAGGGAGAGAGCGAGCUUGACAUCCUGAUCAGGCUCGAUGAGACUGUCAACUUCCUCCUGACAGGCAACGGCGAGCAUUCCUUCGACCCCUCUCAGCCCGCCGCCUCCAUCAGGACCAGAGUGCUCGCCUACUCCGUCGCCAAGGACGUGAAGCACAAGAGCCGGCUGGCAGAGUGUGUCAAGAAGGUUGAGAACACUCUCGCUGUCACCCACAAGCUCGAGAAGGGGGGGGGGAAGGCGGCGGAGCAGCCGGGGGAGCAGACGGCUCAGAGCCUGGAGCUUCGCCGAUGUCUGGACGGCUACAUCAACGCGUGCAGGCAGCACAAGCUCACCCCUAUCCACACGCUCAUCGCUCAGCUCCCCAAGGCGAGGGUGGACCUGUGCCACUACUCGCUGAGGGGGCACAAGGCCGCCACGUUCGGGGCCAGCAUGGAGCACAACUCGUGGAUCUCCGAGCUCUGCCUCUGCGACUGCAGGAUUGCCGCCGACGAGCUGGCGACCAUCCUGACGGCUGUGAGUAAGACGGGGCUGACGAAGCUUGACCUCUCGGAGAACUACCUCAACAAGCCCGGGCUCGAGGCCCUCGCGGAGUUCCUGAGCUCCUCCAAGACGCUCGUGAGCCUCAAGGCGCGAGGAG